GCGGGGAGUGGGCCUUUGGGUGACCGAGGGAUUCGACGACGCGGAGGGCGGGUGAUUCCCAGCCGCGCCAAAGCCCUGGGCUCCGCAGAAACAAUGGCGGAGGAAGAAGGUGACAGGCCGGGGUCCUGCGCUGCAACUGUCCCCCCAGGACCAGCUACAGAACUGCGCCAAAGAAAAAAGCCAAAGUCUUCAGAAAAUAAAGACUCUGCCAAAGAAGAGAAAAUUGAUGACACUCCCAUUCCUGAAAGAGCUCCAAAAUAUGUAUUAUGUCAUCGCUUUGCAAAGAUUUUCAUUGGCUGUCUUGCUGCAGUUACUAGUGGUAUGAUGUAUGCUCUCUAUUUGUCAGCAUACCAUGAGCGGAAAUUCUGGUUUUCCAACAGGCAGGAACUUGAACGGGAAAUCACAUUCCAGGGUGACAGUGGCAUUUAUUACUCUUAUUAUAAAGAUAUGUUAAAGGCACCUUCAUUUGAAAGAGGUGUUUACGAACUAACACACAAUAACAAAACUGUAUCUCUGAAGACUAUAAAUGCAGUGCAACAGAUGUCUCUAUAUCCAGAACUUAUAGCCAGUGCUUUAUAUCAAGCAACAGGUAGCAACGAGAUUAUUGAGCCAGUAUAUUUUUAUAUUGGUAUUGUUUUUGGAUUGCAAGGAAUAUAUGUCACUGCUUUGUUUGUUACAAGUUGGCUAAUGAGUGGAACCUGGCUAGCAGGAAUGCUUACUGUUGCAUGGUUCAUCAUUAACAGGGUAGAUACAACAAGAAUCGAAUACUCCAUUCCUUUGAGAGAAAACUGGGCGCUACCAUAUUUUGCAUGCCAAGUUGCUGCACUUACAGGCUAUUUAAAAAGUAACUUAAAUGCUUAUGGAGAGAGGUUUUGCUACUUGUUGAUGAGCGCUUCAACCUACACGUUCAUGAUGAUGUGGGAGUACAGCCACUACCUCUUGUUUCUUCAAGCAGUAUCUCUGUUCUUGCUGAACAGUUUUUCACGGAAGCUCAGUGACAAGAUUCAUGAAGUUUAUAAAAUCUAUAUAUUUUCUCUAUUUCUGGGAUAUUUACUGCAGUUUGAGAAUUCAGCUUUAUUGGUAUCUCCUUUAUUGAGCUUAAUAGUAGCUUUAAUGUUUGUGAAGUACCUUCAGCUAACUGUGAAGGAAGGAACUUUUGCUGCUAAAAUAAUGAAGGUUAUUAAUUUUUAUCUUGUGUGUGCUCUGACGGUGACAUUGAAUAUUGUAAUGAAGAUGUUUGUUCCACACAAAGAAAAUGGGCACAUGCUGAAAUUCCUUGAAGUAAAAUUUGGACUAAAUAUGACUAAGAAUUUUACAAUGAAUUGGCUCCUGUGUCAAGAAUCCCUGCAGUCACCAUCUCAAGAAUUUUUUUUGCGAUUGACACAAUCUUCCUUAUUACCUUUCUAUAUAUUAGUGUUAAUUAUUUGUUUUCUUUCUAUGAUGCAAGUUAUUUUUAGGAGAAUUAAUGGUGAGUCCCUGAAAGAAACUGUUACUCUUGAAGAUGGACGAAUUGGAGAAAGGCCAGAAAUAAUUUAUCAUGUGAUUCACAGUAUUUUAUUGGGUUCUCUUGCAAUGAUUAUAGAAGGUUUGAAAUACCUCUGGACUCCUUACGUAUGCAUGCUGGCAGCAUUCGGUGUAUGUUCUCCUGAGCUUUGGACAACACUUUUCAAGUGGCUUCGAUUACGGACCGUGCACCCAGUACUGUUGGCUCUUAUUCUGAGCAUGGCUAUGCCCACUAUAAUAGGUCUCAGCUUAUGGAAGGAGUUUUUUCCAAAACUAAUGGCAGAAUUAACUGAACUACAAGAAUUCUAUGACCCAGAUACAGUGGAACUUAUGACCUGGAUAAAAAGGCAAGCUCCAGUUGCAGCUGUGUUUGCAGGGAGUCCACAGUUAAUGGGUGCAAUUAAAUUAUGCACUGGAUGGAUGGUAACAAGCUUGCCUCUUUACAAUGACGAUGAUCUUCUCAAGAGAAAUGAAAAUAUCUAUCAAAUCUAUUCAAAGCGAUCAGCUGAAGAUAUUUAUAAAAUACUGACAUCUUACAAAGCUAAUUACCUAAUUGUAGAGGAUGCCAUUUGCAAUGAGGUGGGAACCAUGCGAGGCUGUAGGGUUAAAGAUUUAUUAGACAUUGCGAAUGGCCAUGUGGUUUGUGAAGAGGAUGAUGACAAGUUAACCUACUCAAAAUAUGGGCGAUUUUGUCAUGAGGUCAAAAUUAACUAUUCUCCAUACGUGAAUUAUUUCACUAGAGUAUACUGGAACAGAUCCUACUUUGUAUAUAAAAUCAACACUGUGAUAUCCUUUCAGUCUUGAAAAUAGCAGAGCCCUCAUUUCAAAGACUUGCACCAUCUAAAGUAAAACGUGACUUUCUUCUACCAGUGUGGUAUGCUUUCGGAAGUCAGAGCAUGGACAUUUGAAGUGCUGCUACUGCCACUGCUUUCCCCGCCCCCGCCAUUAAUGGGAUCCAGAGUUCUGAGGGGAGUGGAAGGUCACACCUUACUGUCCUUCGGUAAAAUGUCAGACCGCACUGCUCUGCGUCAUUCCAGCCAGGUAUUUUCUUACUGUUAUAUGGUCUUUAAAGAUUUCUCCUUCUAAACUAUCGUAAAAAUUUCCUUAUACAUCUUCACUUUAUCAUGCUAUUGAUCUUGAAUUUGAAUGUGUUCAAGGUCUCAGUAUAUUUCUCAAGCAUAACAUUUAAUAUACACUUAAUGUGAUAUAAUUAUAGAGGAGAGAAUUAUUCUUACCCUCAAGGCAGUUUCUAAAGGUAGUUUAUUAUGGCUUAUAACAGAACAGAAAUGUUAACAAUAAAAAACUAAUUUAAAUGUUAGGUGAAAACGUGUGGCAUUUAAAUUAAAAUGGAAAUGAUAUAAAAGAAAGUGAUUUCUAAGGAUAUAUAUAAAAAUAUAUCCAGAUUUUCCAUGAUACUGUUUUCAUUGUCUAAAUGCUUAUAUAAGUGAGCACUUUCUUAGUAAUAUAUAGUACAUGAUAAUGCAUUUUAUUAUUUUAUGACUAUUAAGUAGUUACUUCUUGUUACUUACGCUCAUAAAUUUGAUACCAAUUUAAUCAUUAUAAAACAGUAACUCUUGUUAUCUAUAUAUUUUUUAAAACAGACAUUUACAAGAAUGUUCAGGUUUUUAAAAAAUAUGGAUAUAGAGCCUUGGCUGGUGAGGCUUGGUGCACUGAGUGCCUUGCUUGUAAACCAAAGGGUCACUUGAUUCAAUCAAUUCCUGGUCAGGGCACAUGCCUGGGUUGUGGGCCAGAUUCCCAGUAGGAACCACACAUCGAUUGAUGUUUCUCUCCCUCUCUUCCUCCCUCCCUCUCUCUAAAGAUAAACAAAUGAAAUAUUUUUUAAAAAUAUAUUAAAAUAUGGAUAUGGACUAUACAGUAUUCACAUGAUUUCUACUGAAAAUUAGGUUAAAAAAUCUUUAGCAAAAUGAAUACAUGUACACUAAAAUGAGCAACAAUUUCUGGAGAUAUGUGUAGAUGCUGUUCAACAUACCUCUGCGUACAGGUGUAUUUAUUAUUAAAACAAGUGCUAUUAUUUAUGAAAGUAUGAUACAGUCUUCAACAUAAAGAACAAAAUAACAGUUAUAAUAAAAUUCACAGCACAGUUUCACAGGCUAAAUGCUGUGUUCCUUUAAGUUAAAUGUUUUCAUAUUUUUUAUCAUUUAUUAAAAGAAAAUCUAAAAUGAUUUUUUUGGCUUUAUAAACAUUCUGGAUAUAUAUGCCCCUUUAAUAAGAUGGUGUGCAUGUUUAGUUUUAUAUAUCUGUUUAGUGAAUGGGUUUUCAAAAUUUUCACUUUUUAGAGCCUGUAAAAAUUGCAGUUUUGCUACACUACACUAGAAGGGAGCAUCAUUCCAUUAUCUUUAUUUUCUGUAACAUAUUUAAAAGUACAGAAGCACAUUCAUUCUUAGAUUAGCUCUAGGUUGCUUUGCCCUUUCGGAGCUUAAGAAUUGUGUGACGGCUGCGUCAUAUAAUCAUGUAUCUGGGGCAAUACUUUAAUUGGUUUUCAUUUCAUGCUUUUAGGUAACUUUUUAACAACUCUAUUAAGAUAGCUGUAGGCAGGAUAUUUCAAGUUCUCUGUACAUCUUAAUAAUGAGUCACUAAUAUUUAGCUUGAAGCCUUAUGAAAAUAUUAUCAUAGUUACCUAAGUACAUAGUGAAUAGUCACAUGGUAAUACUUAUGAGUAGAGCAUGUAAAACCUUGUGAUUGAAAAGUCAGCUUGCAUGUUCCUUGGGGAAUCGAACAGCCUGUUUUCUACUAUGAAAUAUUUAAUUAAUUUUUAUUGAUUUACAUUAUGAUCAAAGAUACUGAAUUAUUAGUUUGUUGUAUGUUUUUUGUUUUAUUUUUGUUCUUGGCACAUUAGUUGCUUUUGCUUCUGUCAACUUGUUAAAUAAAAUAGAUUUGGAGAAACUUUUAAAUGAAUUUUCUAAAUAAUGAAUUUUUCAUUCACCAUCAUUUGAAAAAGAAUUGUGAGCUUUAACAUAGAAAUAAUAAUACUGGAUGUGAGACAUAAUAUUAUUUGUUUCUAUUUUAACUUUAGUUAAAACAAUAGGACUAGAAAACUUUGAUGCAGGAGCACUUAAUUAACUUCUUUAUAGAGUAACAAAUGAUUAAGAAGUCUGCAAGUAAUUCUACUUGUAUAACUUACAAGUUGUUAGGUUUGACAAUAAAGACCUAUGUAAGGAGCAACUUUAUGGUUUUUGUGUGGAAGGAAUUUCUUGAAGAAUACAGAGCAUAUUAUGCCCUUGCUAUUGCAAAAUCAUUGAAUAAGUGCCUUAGCUUCUUCAUUUCAAAGUUUACUUUCUAUUUUCCAGAAAGUAUUAUCCAUUUCUUUCUUUCCCAUAGGAAAAUCAUGGUAACUUUUUUCUCAUGGAUAAGCACAAGAGAGUCCUAAGCUAUUUUUACUAAUGAACAAAUCUUUAUUAUGGUAGCAGUGGGAUUUUUAGCUUGCUAUAUUCAUUUAUUUAGCUCCCAAAUGCCAAACAGGCCAACAAAUAAAACUUACCUGAUAAGGUAUGUGAUAAAGUAUGUGCUGGUUUAUAUUUUUUCUAUCUUUUGUCAUCUGUAUCUUGGUGCUUUUUGUUAGACUGUUUGGUUUUACAACCUAGGGAGUAUGCAUUGUCCUUCAGAAUGUUUUUCUUUAUUACCUUGUACAUACAGAUGGCAUGUUUUUUCAGGAUAUUAACCCAAAUCACCAAUUGCCCGUAUGUUGUUACUCUUCUGCAUAGUCCAGAAUGACUCCAGGAAAAGCAGAAAUGGAGGUCAAAGUGUGUUACAAGUUAGGGCUGAAAAAUAUGCUGUAAAAACUAUGAAUUUCUUGAUGGGCACAGUAAAUAGCCAUCUAAUUAAACUGUUUUGUUUCUUAUAAACUCUUUUGGCCCUUUCUAUUUUGAACUGUUAAAAUAUUUUGAUGUCUUUUAUGUCUUUUAUGAUGUCUCUCUUUAUAAAAUUGUAGGGUUUCUAAAAGUUGUAUGUCACUUGAUUUUUUGGUGUGUUUAUUUGAAAUGUGUUAAUAUUUAAAGGGCAUAUGUUAUGAAUUAUUCUGUAUAAUUAAGAACCUUUUGUAAAACAAAUAACUACUUCCUGAUUUAUACUUCAAAAUAUUCUCUCUUUAUUUGUCCAGUUUUUAAAAUAGUUUUUGCUAUUUGCUAACAGUUUUAGAUGCCAAUAUGUCUUAAAAUUAAAGCUCUGAAAAAUUGCAAGUAAAAUGGAACAAUUAUUGAAACAAUAGCUCAUUAUUAAGUUUUUUAAUGUGUAAACAAUUUAAAUAAUUAGAUGUGAAAAUUAAAAAAGAAUAUAUUUGAUUUGACUAUGUUUCAUCCAUCAAGGUUUCUAAACAUUAAACUUCUUUUUCAUGAUAAAAAGGGCAUUGUAGAACAACAUUUGCUGGAUUUAGUGUCAAGAAAUCUUUGAAUCAUUUCUGUUUAUGAGUUUUUUAGAAUUUGCAAUAUUUUAAGCUUGGCAUAUAUAAUAAUCCUGUGUGCAGUUCUAUAAGAAUAUCUGACCAUUGUAUUUAGUGGCAUAAUAGUAUCAGAAAGAAACAUGCAUUCCAACCUGAUAGUUUGAAAUAUUUCCUAAAGAAUCCUUUCAUUUUUUGUGAAUAGCUUUAUACAGCUGUUUAACAAAGAUGAAUACAACUGAUAUCAUGUAUGUUGACUUCUGAAUCUUAUCUAUGACAAUGAACAUUUAGAUUAAAUGUAUUCCUCCUGUAAGGUUAUAUCUUUGCAAAAGAAUAAAAGAUAAUUUCAAUAAAAUAUAAAUUAUUUAAAAGAGUUGAGAUACCAACUAGUUUACUUCACAUAUUUGUAAUGUGUACCUAUUAUCAAGAAUGAAAUUAUUUCAUGCUUAAUUACACUCCUUGUUAUAUUUCCAAAGUAAAAUUCUUUAAAAAAAUUUAAAGUUAUUUUCAUUUAUAUAUAGACUGUUUUUGUUACAUCUUUAUUGAGAUAUAAUUUACAUACCAUACUGUGCACCCAUUUAAAGUGUACAGUUGCACAGUUUUUAGUAUAUUCACAGAGUUGUGCAAUUACACAACAAACAAUUUUAGAACAUUUUUAUCACCUUAAAAAGAAGCUGCAUACCUUGUGGCUGUCACCCUCAACCACGCCAUUCUUGGACAAUUCCUAUCAGUAGACUUCCUGUCUCUGCAGUUGCCUAUUCUGGACAUUUCAUGUAAAUGAAAUCAUAUGAUAUUUUGUAUACUUGGUCUUUUGUGACUGGUUUCUUUCAUUUAGCAUAAUGUUUUCAAAGUUCAUUCAUGUUGUAUGUAUCCUUUCUUAUAUCCAAAUAAUACUUCAUUUUAUGGGUAUACCAUGGUUUAUUUGUCCAUUCAUCAAUGUUUGGGUUAUUUUUACUUUUUGGCUAUUAUAUUGCUAUAAUGCUGCUAUGAACAUUCGUGUAUAAGUUUUUGGGUGGAUAUACGUUUUCAUUUUCCUUGGGUAUAUGUCUAGGAGUAGAAUUUCUGGGUCAUAUGAUAACUGUGGUAACUAUUUGAGAAGCUUCCAGACCACUUUUGAAAGUGCCUGUACCAUUUUAUAAUCCCUACAACAGGAAUGAGGUUUCCAAUCUCCUCACACCCUCACCAACACUUGCUAUUAUCUUUUUUCUUGAGUAUAGCCAUCCUGGUAGGUGUGCAGUGGUACAUCACUGUGCUUUUAAUCCCCAUUUCCAUCAUGACAAAUGAUGUUGAGCAUCAUUUUGUGUGCUUAAUGGUCAUUUAUAUAUCUUCUUUGGAGUAAUGUUCAUUCACAUUGUUUGCCCAUUAAGUGUAUUUCCUUUACUUCCUUGAUGUGUCCUUUGAAACACAGAUGCUUUUAAUUUUGAUUGUGUUGUUACUCACAUUCGAUGUUACCAAUAAAGUAUUUUU
Molecule: messenger RNA, 7363 nt
Organism: Artibeus jamaicensis (Jamaican fruit-eating bat)
Lineage: Eukaryota; Metazoa; Chordata; Mammalia; Chiroptera; Phyllostomidae
Gene: DPY19L4
Product: dpy-19 like 4
Exons: 19
Coding region: 94-2307 (737 amino acids)
Cellular component (GO): nuclear inner membrane
Molecular function (GO): mannosyltransferase activity
Source: RefSeq, a predicted model, not a curated record